Dentiscutata heterogama is the source of this 1212-nucleotide messenger RNA. The record is from the annotation of a GenBank genome assembly. Lineage: Eukaryota; Fungi; Glomeromycota; Glomeromycetes; Diversisporales; Gigasporaceae.
UUUUCGACUUUAAAAAUAGUCAACACUCCUCUUAUCAAGCUGCCUUCGAUAAUAACAAACCACGAAAGCGUGGCAGUUUCUGCCCGCAAGACUUCUGCAUUCACUAACAAUAAAAUUUUAAAAUCAAAACCUAUUGUUGAAAAAUCUAAUAAAAACCAACAUCAAUUACUUUAUAAUCAUUCUAUUCAACCUGUAAUAAUGACACCUGACGAUAACGGUAUCCCUCAACGUCCUCCCAAGAUUUGUGUUGACUAUCUUUCUCAUGAGUGGAAUAAAGAAGAUGAUAUCUGGACUUCUUGGAGAGUCAUGUCAAAGCAGAAAAAGGAAAUCGCUAAUGGAAUCCGUCUAGAGAAUGCCUCUUGGAGAACUUGGGCUAAGCAAAAGUAUAACCUUAAAACUGUAAACCCUGAAAAACUUAAUUGGCUUAAAGACAGUGAUGUAACCUGGCUAUAUGGUCCCUUACAUACUGCUUGGCAUUCAGGGUAUGAAACAAAUUGUCAAGAAACUCCUACAACCGAAGACGAAUUAAAUUUAAUGCCUUCUUCAACACGUCACAAAUCAUACAAAUCAUGUUUGAAAAAGGAAAAAUCGUUUCCUGAAACUUUACGUCCAAAAAGAUCUCAUUUAAUUUCUAGUAAUUCCGAUACUCAAUUAUAUAAAAAACUUCGUGAAAAAAAAGUUGACGAUAGUGAUGUUAGUGAUUGUGAUACUUCUUCUACUUGCUCUUCAAUAUCGGGUCCUUCUACUCCUUUAGCUGGUCCUACAAGAUCUGCUCUUUUACCUCCUGUCGCUGAAGAUAGUAUUGUACAACAACAUCACAUUCGUUUUAAUGACCAAGUUGAACAAUGUAUUGCUGUCGAUUCUGCUGAUGAAGAUGAAGAUCUUUACGAUUCUGAUCUUGAUAGUAGUAGCAGUGAUGAAGGUUUAGAGAUGAACAUUUCUUUAAAAAAGAAAAAAAGGGAUUGUUCAACUAUAUGUAAACUUGCACCCACAAAAUUAAAAUCCGAUUCUAUUAACUAUGCACCAUCAUAUCCAAUACCAACAAUACCACCACCAAUACCAAACGCUCCAUUGAAUGAUCAAGAUCCAGGAAUAAUACAACCUUUACAAGGUGACUCAAAUGAACAAGGAAUUGUGGACAGAGCUGUAAACAUUGUUAAUAACGUUCGAGAAAUUGUAAAUUGGUGUUCUAGUGUGGUUUUUAAUAUUUAA